Colletotrichum graminicola M1.001 is the source of this 327-nucleotide messenger RNA. Its product is annotated as transmembrane protein 14C. The transcript is spliced from 3 exons. The coding region runs from base 1 to 327 and encodes 108 amino acids. Gene Ontology annotation, cellular component: membrane. The record is from RefSeq and is a predicted model, not a curated record. Lineage: Eukaryota; Fungi; Ascomycota; Sordariomycetes; Glomerellales; Glomerellaceae.
AUGGCUGAGCAUCCGGCAUUCACGUUGGCAGGCCUGUUGGCUGGCGGCGGCACCUUCGGCUUCUACCGCACGCGUUCCAAGCCUUCGCUCAUUGCUGGACUGACUCUCGGCGCCAGCUUUGCGUGCGCAGGAUACCUUCUGAAGAAGAACAAGGACUAUGGUGCCGAGCUGGCGUUGGGUAGCAGCGUCCUCCUGCUGGGAGCCGGCGCCCAGAGGAUGAUUGCAACGCAGGCCAAGUCACGCCCGGCCAUCGGUCUUAGUGUCGCCGGCGCGCUGUCGACGUUUUACUACCAGAAGAAGUUCAGGGAGUUUCGCUUUGGUGUCUAA